CAUCCCGGUACUUCCAACAUGGCAGGCAGUAAGUUGGUGUUAGAAGGCAGAGUGAGUAUAAAAAGCUUUCUUUUAGGCCUCAGCGUCGUUCUCAUCCCGCUCAUUCGGACCUGGUUCGGACACCUGGACUGGGUCUUUGAUUAUCUGACAGAAACUCCCGGGAAAAUUGCAAUUUGUGUCCACAUUGCGGCGAUUAACGGCCUUUUGCUUGUCAUAUACAGAGGACCAGUGUAUAAGGUUGCUGUGAGAGCCUGCUUCCUGGGAGUUACGUUUGGCUGUGGCCUAAUCAUUAGCUUCUCUGACACCACUUGGACACAUUUUGGCUGGUACAUGUGCUCCCUUUCGUUCUUCCAUUACUCUGAAUACCUGGUGACCGCCGUCAUCAACCCUCGCAGCCUGUCGCUGGACUCGUUCCUGCUCAACCACAGCCUGGAGUACACGCUGGCCGCCAUGUCGUCAUGGCUGGAGUUCACCGUGGAGAAGCUCACUGUUCCAGAGCUGAAGCAUCUAAACUGGGUCAGCUUGGUUGGACUAAUCAUGGUGCUGUGUGGCGAGGGCCUGCGGAAGGCUGCCAUGUUGACGGCCGGCUCCAACUUUAACCACAUUGUCCAGAAUGAGAAAGCCCAGAGCCACGUUCUGGUCACCAGCGGGGUCUACGCCUACUUCAGACACCCGUCCUACGUAGGCUGGUUCUACUGGAGCAUAGGAACUCAGAUCAUGCUGUGCAACCCGGUCUGCAUCCUGGGCUACACGAUAGCCAGCUGGCGCUUCUUCCGGGAGCGGAUAGAGGAGGAGGAGCUCUCGCUCAUCCAUUUCUUUGCUGAGGACUACGUGGAGUACAAGAGGAAGGUCCCCACCGGGCUGCCCUUCAUCUCUGGCAUCCGGGUCAACUAGUCCCCCUAGACCUGGACACCAACCCCAACAGACUGCAAGCUCCAUAGCAGGUCAGACCUGGUGGCGACGUGUGGUCUGCUGCAGCAGCUGCCGCCCCCUCAAGGUGAAGUCCCGGCCCCCGGCUGAGAGCCUGCAGCGCCAGCAGAGGCAGAGUGACGGCAGCUGGGCUGCUGUUUUUCUACCAACAUCCAGUGUAUGAACAGAGAACCUCGGCUGUACACACAUUCCCACUCUCGCCUGUUUCUGUCUGCAUGCUGUCACCACGGCGAUAGGUUUCCACUCAUCUGCUGGCUGCUUUGCCUGGACCCUUCAGCAUCACAUGCCAGAGUUGACUUCAUGUAUUAGAGAUGUUUCACAGAAAAUGAACAACAUUAUGUGGAGGGACACACUAAAGGCUUUUCCCAGUCAGAAGCAUUUAAAUGGAGGAUGUGUUGAUGCAGAGUCUAAAUCUUCUACUGCUUUUUUUCUACAUCUACUGCUUACUUACUUACCAUAAAAUCAAUAUCCAUAUUUAUUCCUGACCCCACUCUCUUAAGGUCGUAAAACACGUGACAUGUUCUGUCACCUGGUUAGCAUCAAAAUGGGAAUAUUUCUAUAAAAGCCAUGUUUUCUCAUGUGCACUUUCUCAUUUUGAGCAUCUUGUUCUACGUCUGCAGAAACAAUGAAACCUUCUCUCCAGAAAGGAGAACCAGGUCCAGAUACCAACCACAGACAGUUUGUGGUUGGUAUCUGGACCUGGUUCUGACAGUCUGGCUGGGAGGAGGUAGAAGAUAGUCACCCUCUCCUGUGAUCACCUCCUGCUUUUCUUUCAUCUCCUGAUAUUUUCUAGACAGAGAGAUGAAUUAAAAUAAGAACUGCCUGAAGCAGGGAUAGAAAAGGAACCAGCAGGAGAAAAUUGACCUCCACUUUUGAGAGGCCUAAAUGUAAAUGUUUCUGUAGAUUUUUACUUCUUUUUUCUCUCUCAAUGAGACACGCCGCAAUAUCACAUUACAUGUGCUGUUUAGCUGAGCAGGUGUCCUUUGAUAUUUGAAACAUUACGCAACAUAGGACACCUGAACUUUGUUUUUUUUCUCUAAAACUGUAGAAGAGCGUAGCGUGGUGAGCCUCUGGUUCUGUUCUGUAAUGGGUGAAGCUGUAAGUGUGGCAGAGUUGGGUCUGGGGAAUCUUCUGGUGCUCAGGGUUUUGCUUUGGUAGUGGCUGCUUUUUCAUCCAUUUUGUUUUCCAGAUGUGUGCUCAUCUUGUGGUGUCCCCUCGCGUUCGUUAGCAUCACUUAGCAUCAUUUGGAGUCACCAGGCAUGAUGACUUGUCAUACUGUUUAAUAUUUAAGCAGGUUUGUUUUUUUUGUUUUUAAAUCAAUGAUUUAUAACAACUGUAGCACAAACUCGGACGUCCUCUAAGAACUCCUAGAUCCUCAUGUUGGAAGCGCAGUGAGUUCCAAAGUUGUCCCAAUAAUUCUCACACAUUUCCAUGAAUAACUUGCGCAUCUCUGUACAAACCACAAACAGACCAAAGUAUUAUGCGGAAGAUGUUUAGAUGUGUGCGUGGCGCAUCGCAGUGGGAAGGAAUGUUGCGGUCAGGACAUUGCACUGAAGUCUUGAUCUCCACACUUUGUGUUUCAUAAUAAAGUCUUCCCUUCACGGUUUAUAAUUCUGAAACCGCGACUAUAUUAAAGGACGGAUGGGGCCACUCUGAGGCGUCCCACUGGUAGAAGGUCUACUGUGACUCCGGUGGGGACGCAUUGCCACGUGGUCCUGCUAAACCAGUUGAAUUUCAGCUGUCAGGUAUGCAGUGGCGCCCAGAGGGGGUCAUGACCCCUGUUGAAAAAUGCUGCCUCCCAAAAAAAAUCAUGUUCAAUACAUACAAAGGUUUACGGGCCAUCUUCUUCAAUCAAGUAUGUUCCAAUUCAAUAAAACAUAUAUAUAUAUAUCCAUGAUUGAAACCAAGUGUAUGCCCUUGUCAUUCUUCUGAGUUUAAUAUAGAAAUAAUUUGGUCAAAAAUCUUACCUUGACUGCUGCUACUGAAACUUUAUAUUUCAUAUCACAUUACAUGCUCUGAAAGCUCACUGACAGGUUGUUGUGCUGAUUACACACGUUAAUCAGUUAUCUAAUAGUCAAGUGGCAAUAGCUUUCUGUUCCAUCGGUCCUCUGGCUUUGAUCAAAACAAAACACGUGUCAUGAAAUAUCAACUGAAUACGUAAACAUGUCACAUAAUCAUUUGAAAGGUGCUGAAUUCCCCUUAUUACAUUAAAUGUUUCAUAUUUUUAUUGAAUUGGAACAAACAUAACACAGUUCAAUGAUUUGAAUACUAGUAGAGGCCCAAACUCCGCCUGUUGGCAAUGUUUUCAGCACCUACAGUUAGUCUCAGCUACUGUUUUAGUAGAUUGGACCUGCAAAUCCCAUCAGAGUUUGAUCAUUUAUUUCCGUCAGUCCCUCUGCAGCGCCUGCUCUGACGUCGACUGCAGAGACGACUCAUUCCCACCACAUUCAACAAGACAAAACUCCAAACCUUUGGUCUAAAUUUGAAUAACAGCUCAGUAAAGGUGACGUUUCUGUUUAUCUUUUAAUGUGACACAUGUAGCUUCUCGACAAAGGACCUUGUGGGAGAUUUCUGGUAAAUGAUUAAAAGUUGUGGGCACAUACACAGAUUUUAUGCUGCAUUUUACCUGCAUGGAGAACCUGUACGGCAGGUUUUCCACUCUGACUGAAAGCUGUUGACUGCGUUUAUUCAGCACUGCUUGUAUGAAAUAAAGUUGAGGGUAUUAUCUAAA
This is a messenger RNA of Xiphophorus hellerii (green swordtail), 3661 nucleotides long. It is a transcript of the gene icmt, whose product is annotated as isoprenylcysteine carboxyl methyltransferase. Gene Ontology annotation, biological process: C-terminal protein methylation. Gene Ontology annotation, cellular component: endoplasmic reticulum; membrane. Bases 19 to 894 code for a protein of 291 amino acids. Gene Ontology annotation, molecular function: protein C-terminal S-isoprenylcysteine carboxyl O-methyltransferase activity. The record is from RefSeq and is a predicted model, not a curated record. NCBI's taxonomy places the organism in Eukaryota, Metazoa, Chordata, Actinopteri, Cyprinodontiformes, Poeciliidae. The transcript is spliced from 5 exons.